Molecule: messenger RNA, 1515 nt
Organism: Neodiprion virginianus
Lineage: Eukaryota; Metazoa; Arthropoda; Insecta; Hymenoptera; Diprionidae
Product: serum response factor-binding protein 1
Exons: 2
Coding region: 129-1415 (428 amino acids)
Biological process (GO): maturation of SSU-rRNA
Cellular component (GO): nucleus; 90S preribosome
Source: RefSeq, a predicted model, not a curated record
AAUUGUAAAUCGAGAUUCGAUUUAGGGAUCUUUGCGUCGUAAAUUUAAUAAACACGUGGUCAAGUGUCAGAUUCUAUGUUCAGGCUCUAGUAUCAUCGAGACUCCUUUUGCUAACCAAUAUCUUUGCAAUGUCGAAGAUUGAAAUAAAUAACGAGAUCGUGCUAAUGAGGCACUGCGUGCGACGAGCCAGGCUGCAUAUCAUACGGAAAUUGAUCAGACAAGCGGGGAUGUUGCGUUCGAAGAAGGGAGACGACAAACGGUUGGAGAAGUAUAAAAAGAAGGCAGACAAACUGUGCAGCGAAGUUGCUGCGCUUAAAAAAUUAGCUGAGGACGAGGUGACUAAAUUUGCCAUUACGAAUAGUCGAAGCAUGGGAGAGAUACUGUCAGACGAAAAAUCUGGGCCAGAAAUUUGCGUAAUGGUCAGAUUAGCGAACAACAAAGUUAUUGCCGACAGAGUGGUAAAAUUCAAAGAGAAGUUUCCAAAUUAUGAGGACCAGUUGGGACCAGGAAAACGAAAGCUGUAUAAAAUGCAACGAAAGGCAGGUAAAACGGUUCAGAAGCAUGCUGACAGGCAAGCUGACAGAACCGCUGUGCCAAAUUUUGAGCAAAGAGACACGAUAAGUCGCAAUUCAAACGACAGUGCGGAUGAUGAAGCCGAGUCUGUGCAAACUGGAUUAGAAAUAGUUGAUCCUUUGCCAGAGAAGACUGAGUGUAACGAGGCUCAACAGGAACCAAACGAAACUGCGGAUUCUGAUUUUAUGGACAAAAUUGUAAACACGGAUGAAAAGCAAUCGAGGCCAGUUAAACCGAACAGAAAUGAACGAAAAGUCAAAUCGUCCAAGGAGGAUAAAUUGCGGGGAAUAUCUGUAACGAGUAGAGAAGCUACGGUAAAAAGUUUCACCGAAUUUUUGGAGGGAAAUGACGCGGAAAAAAUUUCUCCCAUCAUUGAAGUUGGAGAACCGGAAUUAACGGCGGAUAAAAUUGUCCUUGAGAAAGAGGUGGAUUCAUUUUUUGUGACCGAAAACGGGGAAGAUGGGUACCUGAGCGUUGUGGUCCCCAAGUCGAAGGUAAUGGAGGGUGAAAAUGAAGAUGACAACGCGACCGCUGCCGGAGGUCGUAAGUGGAAGAAUUUCGGCGGAAACGCGAGAGAGUCGAACGCAGCUAGAAACGGCAGAUUCUUCGACAAGAUUGACGGAAGCGAAAGGAGAAAACCGGAUAGAAGUAGCGGGUUCAAGGCACGCGAAAAUCGACCGGAUAACGGCGAUGCGAGGAAAAGGUCAAGAGUCGAUUUUCACGGUGGUGAUAAUAAGGCGACCGCCGAAAAUAUGCAUCCGUCUUGGGCGGCAAAGAAAAAGCAGCAGGAGAUAUUAAAGCUCGGUUUCCAAGGGAAGAAAAUCGUCUUCGAUGAUGCUUGAUGCGCCCGAAUCCAAAAUUAGUAUUUAUUUACGCCUCGUGAAUUGGUCAUGGAUCUUGUACAGAAGCAGCAAAAUACAGUUUAUCACAUAAGCACAUGUA